GGUUACGGUGCCCUGGAGGAUAUCGAUCAUGCCAUUGUCAGCCUUUUGUGCAAACAUUUUGGUCAGGGCACAAUCGAAUAUUAUAUGAGAGAAGAAGAGAACAGGGGCGCGAAGACGGAAGACGGGAGUGGCAACGACGACAGGGAAUACAUGAUCGAUGUAAUGGACAGGAUGUUCUGUCAUGCCGCACACCGCACGAGCAGCGGCGCACCCGCGGCAUGGUGUUCAGGUUGGCAUCCUCCUCCUCCACCGCCUCCUCCUUCACCUUCACCUUCACCUUCACCUUCGCCUUCACCACCACCUACCACUCCACUUACUCCUCCUAUAACUUUGCAGGGGGAACUUGGGGAAGAGCCAGUCGCACCAACCGCAGAACAACAACCACCAGCAGACGAACAGAACCCCCAAGAAGACCGACAAUCAAAACCAAGAAGCAGACCCAUCUCCUCACAGCUCAGGAGAUGGAUCGCAUUCUUCCUCUGCCGCUCCCACCAGCAAGAAAUCCACGACACCCAAGAAACCGAACGCCAACGAAAGCAACGCGAAGCAGAAGAAGACGCCUCCCGCCACACGCUCAUCAAAGUCCAGCUCUACCGCGACUCCUUCCCGCUCCGAACAUGGAACCACCCCCUCAACGCCGUCCCGCGCGCCGCCGUCGAGCAGGCCAUCCUGUCCUUGGGCCUCCCCCCCGCCUCCCAGCCGGCAGAGAACCUAGUCGAGGCCCACCUGCGUCGGAUCUACCGCGCCGACUACCUCGUCUCGACCCUCGGCCUCGCGCGACCGGGCGGGAUGACGUGCCACGAGUUUGAUUUCGGGAGGUGGCGGCGUAAGCGCUUCGGGCUGUGGAAGGAGUGGAAGCGGACCCCCGAGAUCGAGGCCCGGGACGUGGAGAUGGCUGGCGUUCGGGUGAGGUUUUGCGACGUGGAUGCUUUGAGGGUCGUGGUGGGAGUUGCUGGGCUUUGGGGGCCCCCUGCUACGUGCGACGACACGGCGAAGAAGGGCCCGGGAUCCGAGGACGGGAUGGACUUUAUCGCGCGUCUUCCGAGGGAUUAUAUUGUUGCAUCGAUUGUCGAAUCUGGGAUCUUGAGGGGGGAGUGGCAGAAGUGGAUGGAGAAAAUGAGGGAUGUGCUUUCGGUUGUGGACGAGGAAAGCCAUGUUGACGUUGUCAGCGACGUGAGGAGAGCGUUGUGGUUGUGAAGUUUGACAAGGAGCUUGAGACGACGGGACUUGAGUUGGAUGUAAAGGAUGAGGUACCCAUAUGUGUCAAGACUCC
This is a messenger RNA of Sodiomyces alkalinus F11, 1273 nucleotides long. RefSeq lists its product as hypothetical. The record is from RefSeq and is a predicted model, not a curated record. The coding region runs from base 163 to 1197 and encodes 344 amino acids. The transcript has a single exon. NCBI's taxonomy places the organism in Eukaryota, Fungi, Ascomycota, Sordariomycetes, Glomerellales, Plectosphaerellaceae.